Cooperia oncophora is the source of this 315-nucleotide messenger RNA. The record is from the annotation of a GenBank genome assembly. NCBI's taxonomy places the organism in Eukaryota, Metazoa, Nematoda, Chromadorea, Rhabditida, Trichostrongylidae.
AUGUGCACAUUAAGUCGACUGGCUAAGCCGAGGUUUUCGGUGAGCUACGGCAAUAUAGCGAACUACGACUUUAUGAUGUGGAUGCCAACAAAAUCUAAUCGCAGGUCAUCAGUACUCGUCUACUUGCGUAGAAUCUCUUGCCGACGGCCAUCCGUAACUAAUCGAAAUUCCAACAUCAGUGUGGUGUCGUCAAAUAUUGGACUUCUGCCGUCAUACCAGACUGCCACCUCCACUCCAACCACUACAUCCAUGUUGUCGUCGUUUCCACCGCCGCCUUAUGCCGAAACUCAGAGAUUGACCGACGAGACUGUCUAA